Molecule: messenger RNA, 1126 nt
Organism: Linum tenue
Lineage: Eukaryota; Viridiplantae; Streptophyta; Magnoliopsida; Malpighiales; Linaceae
Source: the annotation of a GenBank genome assembly
UGAGUUAUAAUUCCAGAUAUAGAUCAAAUCGUAACGAAACACACUUUCAACAAAUGGACAAAUUGUACAAGGAAAUUCCACAUAAAUUCGUUAUGUAUGCAAAACUCGACGAGGGUACAAGACUGGUCAAGAAAAUUAAGCUACAGAUGUACUUAAAUUAAUCAUAUCUUCAUUCUGGAUCACACUGCAGUAAUGAUACCUUCCUAGCACUCAUUAAACCUGGGGGACUGUGGUUUUUUUGCCUUUCUUCUCCCAAGUCUCAUUUCAACUUAAUAUUUAAUAAACCACACAGAGAAAAGAAACAGAGUACUUUUGUGGGAGGGGGAGCAGAAGAAGACAGAGGGAUCAACCGACCAAAAACUAGAAACCUUUGCAACAACAACAAAAACAAGCGACUCCAAUUGUUGGUAUUCAACUGCAAAACCAUCAAACUCCCCUCCCGAAAACCUUAUAUAAACCUCCAAGCCAUGGCUCACUCAUUUCAACAAAACAAAGCAGCACAGCAAGCAAGUUCAUUCUGCAUUCAACUUCCUUUUUCCUCUUCUCUUCUGUUGUGAAAUCUAAGUGCAAAAAUAAUGGCAAAGAAUGUAGCUCAAUCUCCCCUGGAGACCAGCAUGGCUUCACUUGACCAAAGGUUGGCCAUGGCCAAGCGUUGUUCUCAUGAGGGAGUGGUUGCAGGAGCAAAGGCAGCUGUCCUUGCUAGCAUUGCUACUGCAAUCCCAACUGUAAGUUCAUUUGCUAGUGCAAGAAUGCUUCCAUGGGCAAGAGCUAACCUAAAUCACACUGCCCAAGCCCUCAUCAUCUCCACAGUUGCUGGAGCAGCCUAUUUCAUAGUUGCUGAUAAGACUGUCCUAGCUACAGCAAGGCAGAACUCAUUCAAGCAUGCUUCCAAAAAUUGAAGAAGCAUGGAUUCUAGUUUCUACUGUGAUCAAUUAUGUGAAAUUCAUCCACUGUGGUGUAUAAAUAAGAUGAGCUUCACGUAUGAAACUAAAACAAAUAUGUAUCCAGCAAUUGGAGUAACCAAAUGGGGAACCAAGUUCAGCUUACUUACAUGGUUUACCAGUAGGCGUUACACGAACACCGGCCAUCUCUGAAAUGAUGGAACCGAUUUCUGUCUCUAGCAAUG